This is a messenger RNA of Onthophagus taurus, 2523 nucleotides long. The record is from RefSeq and is a predicted model, not a curated record. Lineage: Eukaryota; Metazoa; Arthropoda; Insecta; Coleoptera; Scarabaeidae.
AGAGCGCAAUCGGUCUUUGAAUUGUUAUAUUAUUGAGUUUUAGAACUUUCUAUAAUGAAUAUGCUUUCCGUCAGUAUUUUACUGGCGAUUAGCUUCGUUACUAUAAGUGCCGUGCCAAGUUGUCCUGCCGUAAAUGAAGAAAUUGCUACAUUACUUCCCCAUGAUUCCGAUUGUUCAAAAUUUUAUAAAUGCGAAACUGGAGUAGCAAUUGUGUACGACUGUCCUGCAGGACUCUAUUUCAACCCAGUCCUUUCAGUAUGUGAUUAUCCCGAAGAAGUAGAUUGUAAUGGAAGUGGUGGAAAUGGCGGAAGUACAUCACCAACUCAAGGAACUACCGAUGGUGGAAACGGUGGAAGCACUGGUGGUGGAAGCACCGGAGGUGGAAGUACCGGUGGUGGAAGCUCUGGUGGCCCUGAAUGCCCAGCAGUAGAUGGCGAAUUCGUUACCUUGUUCCCACAUGAAGAUUGUACUAAAUUCUGGAAAUGCGAUAGAGGAGUUGCUGUUGAGAAAGAUUGCCCAGCCGGUCUGUACUUCAAUCCAACUCUCUUUGUAUGCGAUUAUCCCGAGGAUGCUGGUUGCGACGGAACUGGAAUUGGUGGUGGAACUACUCCAACCCCAACUCAAGGAACUACCGAUGGUGGAAAUGGCGGAAGCACUGGGGGUGGAAGCACCGGAGGUGGAAGUACCGGUGGUGGAAGUUCUGGUGGCCCUGAAUGCCCAGCAGUAGAUGGCGAAUUCGUUACCUUGUUCCCACAUGAAGAUUGUACUAAAUUCUGGAAAUGCGAUAGAGGAGUUGCUGUUGAGAAAGAUUGCCCAGCCGGUCUGUACUUCAAUCCAACUCUCUUUGUAUGCGAUUAUCCCGAAGAUGCUGGUUGCGACGGAACUGGAAUUGGAGGUGGAACUACCCCAACCCCAACUCAAGGAACUACUGAUGGUGGAAGUAGCUCCCAAGGAACAACAGGAGGCACUACUCUAACCACUCCGAAUCCAAGUGAUGGCUACUGCCAAACUUUAGGCUGUCCAGAAUUAAACGGAGAAUGGGUAUAUUUCUUACCGUACCCAGGUGAUUGCAGACGUUUCUGUAAAUGUGAUUGGGGAAAACCUUAUGAAUUUACAUGUCCAAGUAACCUCUACUUCGACACAAUUCUCGACGUUUGUGUUUUCCCAGAAGACACAGAUUGUACAAAUGCAUAUUAUUAUAUUAUUAGAUUUUCUACAAUGAAUACACUUUCCGUCAGUAUUUUACUGGCGAUUGGCUUUCUAACUACAAGUGCCAUACCAAAUUGUCCUGACCGAAAUGAAGAAUUUGCUACUUUACUUCCCCAUGAAUCUGAUUGUUCAAAAUUUUAUAAAUGCGAAGCUGGCGUAGCAGUUGUAUACGAUUGUCCAGCAGGACUGUAUUUCAAUCCAGUCCUAUCAGUAUGUGAUUAUCCCGAAGAAGUAGACUGUGGUGGAAGUGGAGGAAGUGCUGGAAGUACUUCUCCAACCGAAGGAUCCACUGAGGGUGGAAAUGGAGGAAGCCCAGGAGGCGGAAGUACUGUUGGCGGUGGCUCCGAUGGCCCUGAAUGCCCAGCAGAAGAUGGCGAAUUCGUUACAUUGUUCCCACAUACAGAUUGCAGUAAAUUCUGGAAAUGCGAUAGAGGAGUAGCUGUAGAACAAAACUGCCCCGCUGGUCUUCUUUUCAAUCCAACUCUCUUAGUAUGCGAUUAUCCAGAAGACGCUGGUUGCGACGGAACUGGAAUUGGCGGUGGAACUACUCCCUCACCAACUCAAGGAACUACCGAUGGUGGAAAUGGAGGAAGCACAGGAGGCGGAAGUACCGUUGGCGGUGGCUCCGAUGGCCCUAAAUGCCCAGCAGAAGAUGGCGAAUUCGUUACAUUGUUCCCACAUGUUGAUUGCAGUAAAUUCUGGAAAUGCGAUAGAGGAGUAGCUGUAGAACAAGACUGCCCUGCUGGUCUUCUUUUCAAUCCAACUCUCUUAGUAUGUGAUUAUCCUGAAGAUGCUGGUUGCAACGGAUCUGGAGUUGGCGGUGGAACUACUCCCUCACCAACUCAAGGAACUACCGAUGCUGGAAGCAGCUCCCAAGGAACAACAGGAGGCACUACUCAAACCACUUCGAAUCCAAUUGAUGGCUACUGUCAAACUUUAAGCUGUCCUGAAGUGAACGGAGAGUGGGUUUACUUCCUACCAUACCCAGGUGAUUGCAGACGUUUCUGUAAAUGUGAUUGGGGAAAACCUUUUGAGUUUACAUGUCCAAGUAACCUCUUCUUCGAUCAUGUUCUUGACGUAUGCGAUUUCCAAGAAAAUGUAGCUUGUAUAAAUGCGUAGUUUAAACAAAUUAGUAAUUACAUGACUAAAAUCAUCUAUUAGAAAGUAAAUAUGAACAAGGAAUCCGUGUUGAUUUCUGCACUCUGAUUAUAAUUUAUUCUUAGCUUUACUAAAUGAAUUACUCAUAUUAUGUAAGCAGUCGUACUCAUUGUAAGAUAACGUAGAUAUUCAAUAAAAAAUAUUAUAGUAACCUGA